Molecule: messenger RNA, 1506 nt
Organism: Trematosphaeria pertusa
Lineage: Eukaryota; Fungi; Ascomycota; Dothideomycetes; Pleosporales; Trematosphaeriaceae
Product: cytochrome P450
Exons: 3
Coding region: 1-1506 (501 amino acids)
Molecular function (GO): oxidoreductase activity, acting on paired donors, with incorporation or reduction of molecular oxygen; iron ion binding; monooxygenase activity
Source: RefSeq, a predicted model, not a curated record
AUGUUUGCAUGCUUCGCAGUCGUUCUUGCUAUUCUACUUUUGGUUUAUCGACGUCUUUCGAGAAGAGGAGGCGCGCCUCAGCCGUCUUUCAUUCCAGAGAAAAUUCCUUUCGUAUCCCAUGCGCUGGGCAUUGCACGACAUGGCGCGGUGUACUACAAGAGCAUUAGCGAUAGAACGCGGUUACCCAUCUUCGGGUUGCGCCUCCUCACGCAAACAAUAUACGUAGUCACAGACGCGAAUCUGAUUUCCAAAAUCCAACGCCAUCCAACAAUCUCCUUCGACCCGUUUGUCCUCCUUGCGGCGGAAAGGCUAUGUGGUGCGAGUCCCGCGAUGCUCCAAACGAUGCGCAACGAGAUGAAAGACGGAAAGAAGACGCGCAGCAGCCUCAUGAACGAAUCGCACAUCCUGACGCACUCCGCUUUCAGAUCCCAGACGAAUCUCUCCGAAAUGGUUGGAAAGAUUCUCGACAUCGUAUCGGGCGAGCUAGAGCAUACGUCCGCGGGCGACCUCUUCCAGUGGGUCCGGCAUACGGUCUGUCUCGCGAGCACAGAUGCAGUGUACGGGCCGCAGAAUCCUUUCCGCGUAGACACGGGCCUCGAAGACGCUUUUUGGAACUAUGAUGCCGAUCUCUCGUUGCUGCUUCUGAACUUCCUUCCUAGCUUGACGGCGCGGAAGGGACACUUUGCGAAGAAGGCGCUUAGGCAGGCUUUUACCAAUUACUUCCGUAAUGGUGGAAGUGAGAAGGCAUCGGGCUUUGUGCGAGCUUGCAAUGAGGCGAACAGGAAGCGUGGCAUAUCCGAAGAGGACCAAGCUGGAUUCGAAGUCGUACACUGCAUCGGACUGCUGGUGAACACGCCGCCAACGCUGUUCUGGAUGAUAUACCACAUCUUCUCCGACCCCGAUCUCCUCGAGAAGCUCCGAAUAGAGUUGAUCGCAUGCCUGCAACCCGACAACAUCGAAGACUCCACCGCAAAAAUCCUCGACAUCGAAAAAGUCGUCAGCGAUUCGCCCCUCUUCCAAUCCACUUUCAAAGAAGUCCUCCGCGCCCACGCCUCCAGUCUCUCCACCCGCAUAGUCCUCGAAGAUACCUCCAUCGGCUCCGACAUCCUCCUCAAAAAGAACGCCGUCGUGCACAUGCCAAGCGCCUGUCUGCACUCUGAUCCCGCGUACUUCGGCCCGGGGACCGAAUCCUUCGACGCAUCGCGGUUCCUCCCAGGAAAUCUCCUGAAGGAAGGCAUGGCGGCGAAAUCCCAGGCUGCUUUUCGUCCUUUUGGUGGGGGCUCGACGCUCUGUCCUGGACGCCAUUUUGCCACGAUGCAGAUAUUGAGCAUCACGGCGCUGGUGGUUUUGGGUUUUGAUGUUGUGCCGGAGAGGGGGGAGUGGGUCUGCCCUCGGGUGUUGGAGAGCACGAUGACGACUACAGUGCUGCCGCCGAAGGAGGAUGUGAGGGUGCGGUUUGAGCGGAGGCGGGAUCCUAGGGUUGGAUCGCUGCGGUUUAAGGUAUGA